CUUGUGCCCUGCCCAGGCUAAACAUUAGAUCCCGUGUCGGACGCGGGCUGACGUUAGGCGGAACUGUCCGUGUUCGUUGUGCCUUGAAGCGCAAGGGAGUUGCCCGGUGCAAUGACUCCACUCGGCGGCGCGAUCUUAAAAGGGGAGAAAUGCGUCUCAACUCUCUAGACGACACCUCUCAUGAAAUGCGGAGUAAAGCUGUGUUUACAUUCAACGUCGUUCCCGCUGCGAGGUGCGACAUUGGUAGACAUUCGACGGACUAUAUCAUAGUUGUUUAAUAUACAGUUAAGCGCGCACAAUCGUGAAUUGACGCAUCAGUUCUUUUUUCCGGUCUUUUUCGUCUAGCAGUUGUCACGAAGAGGUCAAACUCCUAGAGUCUUCGGUGCCUGAUCAGGCCUCCAACGUUUCCCUAUGUCGACACCUUACACUCCCAGGACGGCUCGAGGGUGCAACCAGCUCCUGUUGUCCUUGAGCGCCAAAUACAAUUUAGACCUACCAACAAGUGAGAAAAAGGGAACGCCUGCGCAGCGCGACCGUACUCUGGGCCAAAAAUGUGUGUCAGGCCUUACUUACCUCCAUUUCAAUGGGGGCAUGGAGCAUACGAUUGCGGGUUUCGAGGAAAUGGCCAACCGAAUGCUCUCGGAAUGGAUACACAAGCCCAAGCAGGACUGGGGUACUCUCCCUGCACCCACCCUGGCUACCCAAGGGACGAGGUCUUUUAUCAAUGGGAGCAUGAUAGAGAAUUCAAAGAACAUCUCUUUGGAGCAACGCGAUGAACUGCUCCAGUGCUUGCAUAAAUUGCUCGAAGACGAAAUCAGACAUAGAAGGCAAAGCCCUCUUCCGCCCGCUACUGUAGCUGUAGGGGCAUCUGCCACGGCACUGGGAAAUAAAUUGAAGGAUUUGGAAACUUCAAUGGCUAGGACUCCAAGCUAUCCGGCGCCUGGCUCGCCCGAGAUCUCGCCUUCGAAACGCAAGGCGCCGCUUGAUAGAGACGAGGUAUUUAGCACUGCUCCUAGUUCCCCUAUAAUUGACCCUUCCUAUCCUCCAAAAUCCUUUUCCUUGGACUGUGAAUUUGAUGAUGACGAUUUGGAUGAACUUCUUCCUGUUAUUUCAACUGAUGUUCCCGGUGAGGAUCAGUGCUCGCUGCGGAAAGGAAAGCAGCAAAGGAUCGAUUCAUUUUUUAAAAGCGUUCGGCGGCCAUUGAUGGAUGCUUCUCGUGACUCGUCCUCCAACGAUCCAUUCUCGUCUACAUCGAGAAUAGCAACACAGACAAACGUGAACGGGUACAUGAGGGUCUCCAAAGUAUCCACCACGAAAAGCCGGCAUCAAAACAACAACAAGAGCGGGUUACUGGACACCUUCUCGACUAUGCAAACGGGGCUAGCACAUUCCUCUUUCAUGGAGGGAACUGACACCGUGGCUACGUCGUUUGAGAGCAAUAUUGCCAAUGUGGAACGUAAACCCGAUAAAGCACCGUCUCAGGUCAACGAUUACACAUCGGAAACCUCAACGGUGGCUCUACUAAAGAGUGCCGAUUUUCAGGAGCAGUUCGCCAUGCAGCUAUCACCAGAACCAGCUAUGGACCCUACUGAUCUUAAAAUGAGGGCGUUCAUCGACACCCUGGAAACAUCGGGUCCAUUCACAUAUUCGAAAUGUGGCGACUGGCCCAGCAAUAUUCCUCUGCGAUACCGGUACGAAGUUGAAAGAGUCGCACAUUCUCGAGGGAUGGCGAUUGAAGAACUUCUCCCACAGUAUAGGCUGCCGAGCCAGGACUAUUCAGAGUUCUGGGAAUACAUUACACAAGAGAAGUCAAACAAAAGGACCAGUUUACUCGAGAAGACCAAACCUGUGGCCUGGGAAGUGGCAGUGGGUAACUUCGAGGAAAGUAGCACCAAAGACGUAGUGACUCUGACCGGCGAUCUUGAAUGGUGUGCGAAAUCGGAGCCCGGGUAUCUGAAAUUCGUUUUGAAGCCACUACGGCUGGAGAGGAGUCAUCGAUUUGCUCGUCGAUUUGGCUCAGAUCGUUUCCUUGAGAUCACAUUCCCAGCCCUAACGAAGAGCCCUGAUUAUUUGAAGAACCAAGGCCCCAUCGUCCUUCGAAGCAUUGCAACGUGGCUAGCUACUAGCUCCCACUAUCUCCUAGGAAGGACUUGGCGGGCUUUUUACCUGGAAGACGUGAAGGCUAAAAACAAAAAGGAUGGUCCAAAGAGUAAAGUGCAUCUUUUCGCUGUCAAUGGAAAUGACUUCGUUGACGCUCCGCUGUCUAUGACUGUCUCCCCCGCUGGCGAGAUGUCUGAUAAGCACACCCCGAUGACCGUGGAAGCGUUGUUCAAUUGGCACAUACCAGUUCAGGAAAAUAAAGAGUCCAAAGAUUGCAAAAUCUUCCAGCGUUUGGCACUGGGGCUUUCACGGACUAUACCGACUGUAGUCGUCCGUCCGGAACAUAUAAUCAUCCAUCCGAGACAUAUAGACAUCCCUCUAGAAGAUAGAGGCAACAUGAAAUCCUCUCAACCUGAUAUGAGUGAUGGAUGUGCACUUAUGUCCGUGUCGCUUGCAAAUCGCAUAAAAGACUGUCUGGGCCUUAAGGAGGAAAAUCCCUCCUGCUUCCAAGGUCGGAUUGCCGGUGCCAAGGGUAUUUGGAUGGUUGACGGCCGCAACAUAGCGUUCAAAGGCGAAGAGUGCAUACAAAUCAGCGGCUCGCAGCUCAAAACAAAGCCGCACCCAUCUGAUUGCAGGAUGAUGCUUGAUGACCAUCAACUGACGUUCGAGGUUGUGUCAUGGUCGAGAGAGCUUCGCCCUGUGAAUCUAAACGUGCAGCUUUUGAUGGUUUUGCAGCAUGGCGGGGUUCAAACAGACAGACUUAAGAAUCUCGUCAGAUGCGAAAUGAAUACAUGGUAUCAGGAGUUCAAAGACAUUAUUACCAAUGAGAUUGCGUCUCGCGCUUGGGUUCAAAAGCAAGGACUUUAUGAGAAGCGCAAAACAAGACGCAUUGAUGACUUCCCUACCGAAAAUGUGGAACAGGCAAUUCUACUUUUGGAUAGCGGCUUUCACCCAUUAAAGUCAGUCUACUUAAUGAAUCGUCUAAAAACAUUCCUUGACGAUUACUGUGCUCGUCUCGACAGUUUAAAAAUUAGGAUUCCCGAAUCCACUUAUGCCUACUGCAUUGCUGACCCUUACAACGUUCUGGCAGAGGAUGAAGUUCAUUUAGGGUUUUCAAAGCCCUGGGAUUCGGAGGGUUACACUGACUUGGAUGGCAUGGAUGUUCUUGUCGGUCGAAACCCGGCUCACCUCCCUAGUGAUAUCCAAAAGAGACGGGCCGUGUUCAAAAAGGAGCUUCGAUAUUUCAAAGAUGUCAUUGUCUUUCCAACCGCCGGAGCGCUGCCACUCGCCUCGAUGCUUUCUGGAGGGGAUUACGACGGUGACCAAGUGUGGACCUGCUGGGAUCCUCAGUUGGUAAAUCAAUUCACAAACGCUCCCUUUGACCCUAAAAAGAUACCAGAAAGAAAAGAAUUUGGAUUGAUCGAUUGCUCCGAAGAGUUGAAGGCAAAUUUUGAUUUUGAUGGGUUUCUGACAAAAAUGUUUGUUUUCAAUGCAGCACCCUCGCUUCUUGGGCAUUGUACAAAUGAGCACGAGAAAUUAUGUUAUUAUGAAAAUGGCAUCGCAUCAGAGGGCGCCCUCCGGCUUUCCCAUCUGCUCGGCUAUCUCGCUGACGUUCGGAAAAGCGGCCAUGAAUUAAGGCGGGAGACAUGGAUGCGCCAAUGGAAUGAACUGAGCAAAGAUAUCGGCCCAGAUGCAUUGCGAAAACCAGCCUACAAGCAAACAAGGGAAGAACUCGACUGUAGACCCAAUGAUAAAAGUAUCAUUGACGUUCUUAAAUUUGAAGUUGUUGAGGAAGAGAAGAAUCGAAUCAAGGCAGAUUUCUCUCAGUUCUGCAAGGCCCAUCAAGAAUGUCGCGAUGAUCCGGAUCUACUUGCAGCCUGGACAGAAAUGUGGGAGCGGGCCAUAUUUGAACGUGACAAUAACAAAGAUAAAACCUUGCUGAAUGCGAUCCAAAAUGUAAAAGCCCAAGUCGAGGCCGUGGCCAACGAUCGACCACGCAGAAACUGUGGCAAGUCCUUCGCAUCUGUCAUCUCCUCGACGACGGAUAUGCUUCGGAGCAUCAAGCCACCGGAGAUUGACCAUGAAUUAAGCUACACGUGGCGAAACCGGGACGACUCAUGGCAGGUCUUUCUAGCAUCCUGCGCGUACAGGCUAUAUCCGAAAGGCGACUUCCCCUGGCUGGCAGCUGGUCCUACACUUUGCGAGAUCAAAGCUCGUGCGGUUGGGCCAUAUCGGAUGGUGACUAUGCCGGUAUAUCAGACGCUCAGGGUCAAUCAUCGAGCCGCAAAGCGAGUGCAGGAAGCUGCUAGUGUUAGCCGUGAAGAUAUCGACCGAACGCUUGAUGAAUUGGAUGUGGCCUAUCCUGAAUUACAGGAUUCUGAUGACGACGAGGACGAUAGUUUUGAUGAUUGGAAGUCAUUUGCGACGUGAUUAACAGCUAUUCUUCUUCAUAUUGCCUCGUCUUGUGGGUUUAUAUUGACUUGGACAUUUGAUGUUUUUUGGAGCAUUUGGAGAUUUGGCGCCAUGAAUAGAGUAACUUAUUUGUCGAUGGCCAGCUACCCCUUUGCAUAGUGGCUCCGCAUUCAUUCCAUUUCUUUCUUGUGAAGAUAUGAAAAUGACGAUCGAAGAGAG
Molecule: messenger RNA, 4731 nt
Organism: Coccidioides posadasii C735 delta SOWgp
Lineage: Eukaryota; Fungi; Ascomycota; Eurotiomycetes; Onygenales; Onygenaceae
Biological process (GO): siRNA processing
Cellular component (GO): nuclear RNA-directed RNA polymerase complex
Molecular function (GO): RNA-directed RNA polymerase activity
Source: RefSeq, a predicted model, not a curated record